Messenger RNA from Helianthus annuus (common sunflower), 783 nucleotides. RefSeq names its product cold shock protein 1-like. Lineage: Eukaryota; Viridiplantae; Streptophyta; Magnoliopsida; Asterales; Asteraceae. The transcript has a single exon. Bases 1 to 783 code for a protein of 260 amino acids. The record is from RefSeq and is a predicted model, not a curated record. Gene Ontology annotation, molecular function: nucleic acid binding; zinc ion binding.
AUGGAAGGCCCAAAAAUCGCUGAGUACGUUCAAAGGUUCCAUGAUCUGUCCCAUGUGGUGCCGUACAUGGUCACGCCCGAAUUCAAGUGCGUGGAACGUUUCAUCUGGGGGUUAGCACCUCAAAUUAUGAGCAUGGUUACAACGUCAAAACCGGCAACCAUUACUGAAGCCAUCGAUCUGAGCAUAUCACUGACUGAAGAAGCCAUCAGGCUAAACAAGUUUUCAAAUGGCGACCAGAAAAAGAAGGAGACUCAUGUGGAGUCGUCUGGUGAGAACAAGCGGAAAUAUUCCAACUUUAAGAAAGGAACCAGCAGUGGGAGCAAGAAGGGUGAAUCAAACACACCGGCCAGGGCCAACACCGGUGUCGAAGGCAAAGGAAAGGGUUACAUGGGCGCUUUGCCCAAAUGUGACAUAUGCAUGUACCAUCACUCGGGUCAGUGCAGGUUGAGGAAAUGCGAGUCUUGUGGUAAGGAGGGCCAUUCGAAGAAUACUUGCUGGGCUGGCACAGGUGCUGGUCGUGGAAACAAUGGUCAUAGGGGUGUUGGUAACAACAAUCGCGGUGGGAACGGAAAUGGGAACAGAAGUGGUGGAAAUGGUAAUCGGGGAAAUGUUGGAAACCAAACUGGGAAUCGGGGAGCAAAUAAUGCUCAAGGUGGUAAUGGGAAUGGCCGAGGACCAGGAUGUUUCAACUGUGGAGACGUCGGGCACUUUAAAAGGGAAUGCCCAAAAUUGAAUCAGGCGCAAGGUAGAGUCUUUAACAUCGGCGCAAGGGAAGCGCGCUAG